GUCCGCUACCCAGCCGCCCCGAGCCGCAGCCGAGCCGCAGCCAUGGGCCGGGUCCGGCCGGGCGAGCGCGGGCCCCCCAAUCCCGGCCCCGCCGCGCCACCCGCGCCGCCCGCGCCCUCGCCGCGCUGCGCUCGCGUCGUGGCGCUGCUCGGGGCCCUGCUCGCCGCCGCCGCCGCGGCCGCCGCCGCCCGGGCCUACGGCCGCUACACUGAGGCCCAGGCGGCCGCGCGGCAGCAGGAGUCUGCGCUGAAGGCCCUGGGGGCAGAAGGCCUCUUUCUCUUCUCUUCGUUGGACACUGACCACGAUAUGUACAUCAGCCCCGAGGAGUUCAGGCCCAUCGCAGAGAAGCUGACAGGGUCAGCUCCCACGGCCAGCUACGAGGAGGAGGAGCUGCCGCCUGACCCCAGCGAGGAGACGCUCACCAUAGAAGCCCGGUUCCAGCCUCUGCUCCCUGAGUCCAUGACCAAGAGCAAAGAUGGAUUCCUAGGGGUCUCCCGCAUGGCCCUGUCUGGCCUCCGCAACUGGACAGCCGCAGCCUCGCCAAACGCUGUGUUUGCCGCCCGCCACUUCCGGCCCUUCCUUCCCCCUCCGGGCAAGGCAGAGCUGGGCGAGCCCUGGUGGAUCAUCCCCAGUGAACUGAGUGUCUUCACCGGUUAUUUGUCCAACAACCGCUUCUACCCGCCACCGCCCAAGGGCAAGGAGGUCAUCAUCCACCGGCUCCUGAGCAUGUUCCACCCGAGGCCCUUCGUGAAGACCCGUUUUGCCCCUCAGGGGGCCGUCGCCUGCCUGACCGCCAUCAGCGACUUCUACUACACCGUGAUGUUCCGGAUCCACGCCGAGUUCCAGCUCAGCGAGCCACCCGACUUCCCCUUCUGGUUCUCGCCCGGCCAGUUCACCGGCCACAUCAUCCUCUCCAAAGAUGCCACCCAUGUCCGUGACUUCCGGCUCUUCGUACCCAACCACAGGUCUCUGAAUGUGGACAUGGAGUGGCUAUAUGGGGCCAGUGAGAACAGCAAUAUGGAGGUGGACAUCGGUUACAUACCCCAGAUGGAGCUGGAGGCCACAGGCCCCUCAAUACCUUCCGUGAUCCUGGACGAGGAUGGCAACAUGAUUGACAGCCGCCUGCCCUCGGGGGAGCCCCUCCAGUUUGUGUUUGAGGAGAUCAAGUGGCAGCAGGAGCUGAGCUGGGAGGAGGCUGCCCGGCGCCUGGAGGUGGCCAUGUACCCCUUCAAGAAGGUCACCUACCUGCCAUUCACCGAGGCCUUCGACCAAGCCAAGGCCCAGAACAAGCUGGUGCACUCGAUCCUGUUGUGGGGGGCCCUGGAUGACCAGUCCUGCUGAGGUUCAGGGCGGACUCUCCGGGAGACAGUCCUGGAAAGUUCGCCCAUUCUUGCCCUCCUCAACGAGAGCUUCAUUAGCACCUGGUCCCUGGUGAAGGAGCUGGAGGACCUGCAGAACAACCUGGAGAACCCAUCCCACAAGGAGCUGGCCGACCUGCACCUGGAGAAGUACAGCUUCCCGGUGGAAAUGAUGAUCUGUCUGCCCAAUGGCACCGUGGUCCACCACAUCAACGCCAACUACUUCCUGGACAUCACCUCCAUGAAGCCCGAGGACAUGGAGAACGACGCCUUCAGCUUCUCAUCCACCUUUGAGGACCCGUCCACGGCCACCUACAUGCAGUUCCUGCAGGAGGGCCUCCGGCGAGGCCUGCCCCUCCUCCGGCCCUAGAGGGGAGGCCCCACCUGGGCCUGGAGGAGCCAGGCUGAGGGCAGAGCUGCAGAGAAGGGCCUCCAGCAACAACGGACAGGCCCCUCGGCCCCAGAGCCGUAGUGGUCCUCACACGUUUCAACGACCGGGCGUUCACACCCCACCGCUCCCAGGCUGCCUGUGAGGUCGGAGGUCAGCUAAGGUGGCUGGCCUAGCUCUGCACCUGUUAUGGCUGACAGGUGUGUGAACCUGAAGCUCCAGCUGCCACCAUCGGCCCUUUACUACCCACCUGGCUCCAGAAGCUGCUUGAGACCCCCUGACAUGGAGUGUGGGGUCAUUUCACUAGAGGUCACCCUCUCAGGCACAUGGUCCAGGCCCUUGUGGGGUGAAGAAUAGGGAGAAGUGAGUGCGAGGAAAACAGGGUCACCCCUUUCUCCUUCCUUUCACCUCUCCCCAUAAGGAACACCAAGAAGCCCUGGCGUGGCGGGAGGGGCUCGGGCCAGAGAAGUGUCCUGUUUUUGUCUGGAGCCUUCUUCCUGGCCAUCGCUCUAGCUGCCCUCCUGUGCCUGGUGUCCCCCGUGGGGCUGGUCUCAGCGAGAGACAGCCAUCUGGAGGCUCUGGGCAGAACCCACCCUUCUUCAGAAGGGGAAACCGUUCAGUCCCCCAGAACUUGGCUCCCAGACCAGUCUAUCCGACCUGAUGAUAGGACCCCCCAACCACCCGGGGACCUGCCAGAGGCCAGCUGACUGGAAAGCUUUUCUGUGAAGCAGGCUGCUGCCCUCAGCCAGGGGUUCCACGGGGGAGUCCCCGAGGCCCAGGCCCAAAGCAUCCCGAGCCCACCACCGCAGCACAGGGUCACAGUAGGGCUGCAGGAGCCAGAGCCCUGGUACUGCCUCCCGCCCUGAGACCUCAGCUCCACCGAAGAUCGCCCAGCCAAAAGGGCGGAGCCUCCCCAGAGCCGGCACCAUCCCAGCAGGCAGGGCGGCCCGACCAUCCUGUCCACUGCUGCACAGCUGCUGACCGUCCUCGGCCCCUCUUAGGGCCUUGGUUCAUAUCCCAAGCCACUGACCACGGCCAGUCUCUUUUUUAUACAUGCAGAGAAGUGUUUUUAUGUUACCUUUCUCACAGUUUGUAGGUAUUUUUGAUAACCCCAGCACUAAGGAGAAGGAAGGGGCCCAGCCUCCCUCCAGCAGCUGCCCCAUGAUGGCUGGGUCUGAAAUCCUAGGUGGAUCCAGUUUGAUGUCUUCGCAGUUGCACCUGUGGGAAGAAAUACACCGCUCUUCCUUCUCCUGUUUUUUUUUAAACAGUCCUCAGGGGGUCAGUGUACCCUUGCUCUCCACUCAGGCCCACAAGACCCCUAAGGCUUUCGUUAAGGCCCUUGGGGCCAAGCCUGCUCCCCGACCCUACCCCGCGGGGUUCUCUCUUAGACCUGGAGGAGGAAGGCAGGCAGACAUUUCCUCAGACACAUUCCCAGGCCUUCCAUCUGCUGAGCUCUCCUGCCUGCCACUGGAGUAGCCACACUGAACUUUCUCCAUUGGAGGCAUUUUGUUAAGAUUACGUGUCUUUUCUCAUUUAAUCCUUACAACAAGCCCAUGAGGCAGAUAUUAUCUGUUCCCAUUUUUCAGAUGAAGAAACUGAGUCUCACCCUGGCUGGAGUAGGUCAGUGGAUUGAACUUAGACCUGCAAACCAAAAGGUCUCCAGUUCGAUUCCCAGUCAGGGCACGUGCCUGGGUUGCAGGCCAGGCCCCCAGUUGGGGUUACGUGAGAGGCAACUGAUCGGUAUAUCACUCAUACACUGAUGUUUCUCUCCCUCUCUUUCUCCUGUGCCCUCUCUAAAAGUAAAUAAAAUCUUUUUUUAAAAAAGAAAAGAAAUUAAGUCUCAGGGAAAUGCAGAGACUUGCCCAAGGUCACUCGUGGCAGAGUUGAGAUUCAGCCUGAGUGUUGAUUGUGGGGUGUUUUGUUCUACAUUGCACCCCUACACUUCUUCCCCGCCUGUUUUCACUGAGGUGAAAAAGAAGUCCUUGCAAGCCGGAAUAUUUCCUUCCCCUCUGAUCUCCAGAGCAAAGGAGCCAGCAAGCUCAGCUGAGUUCUCUAUGCCCUGGGGGCCGUGUGCGUCCAUGCCCUUCCCGGGAACGAGGGCCCCUGAGCCUUUUUUGGUGCUUCCUUCCAAUCGUGGGUGGCAGUAGGUACCGAUCACCUGGGCUUUCUCCAUCCUCAUCAGAGGCCUCUGCCCGGCCUCUGUGUGCCUUGAAGCUCAUGGUGGGGGCAGGCCCGCAGCUGCCCUCUUGUCACACCUCUGCCACUUCCCUCACCGGUCCCCAACAUGUCCUCUA
This is a messenger RNA of Artibeus jamaicensis (Jamaican fruit-eating bat), 4040 nucleotides long. RefSeq names its product selenoprotein N (gene SELENON). The transcript is spliced from 12 exons. Gene Ontology annotation, biological process: skeletal muscle fiber development; calcium ion homeostasis. The record is from RefSeq and is a predicted model, not a curated record. Gene Ontology annotation, cellular component: endoplasmic reticulum membrane. NCBI's taxonomy places the organism in Eukaryota, Metazoa, Chordata, Mammalia, Chiroptera, Phyllostomidae. Gene Ontology annotation, molecular function: calcium ion binding.